GAGGUUAAAAACCCUAAAGACAACAAUUUUAAUUUAAUUUCAUUUCUCAUUUGCGCAACGUCGGGGAGAGAGCAGCUGCAUCACACAUUUCUCGGUCGCCUCUCCUUCUCUCUCUCCUGCGACCAUCGAAACCCUAAUCUCUCUCUCUAACCCUCAUCCUCAUGGCGGCGAACAACAACAGAUCCGGUCAAGAAUCAGACGAAAACACACGUCUCUACAACCCUUACCAAAACUUCGAGGUCCCAAUAAAAUCUCAGUACCUUUACAAGCUCCCCACCUCCCCCGAGUACCUCUUCACGGAGGAGUCCUUAAAACAGCGCCGCUCCUGGGGCGAGAAUCUCACCUUCUACACCGGAACCGCUUACCUCGGCGGGUCCGUCUCCGGCGCCACGGUCGGGAUCUUCACCGGAGUCAAGAACUUCGAAUCCGGCGACACGACGAAGCUGAAGAUCAACAGGAUCUUGAACUCGUCUGGUCACACGGGUCGAACGUGGGGUAACAGGAUCGGGAUCAUCGGGUUGAUGUACGCAGGGAUCGAGAGUGGCGUCGUGGCUGCGAUGGAUAGGGAUGAUGUUUGGACUAGCGUGGUGGCGGGUCUUGGAACCGGAGCGGUUUUUAGAGCGGCGCGGGGGGUGAGAUCUGCGGCGGUGGCGGGAGCUCUCGGUGGGUUGGCGGCUGGUGCUGUGGUUGCAGGGAAGCAAGUUGUGAAGCGGUAUGUGCCCAUAUGAUGAAGAGUGUCUAAUUGGGAAGACUCUGUCUCGUUUGUUUGAAAUUUUUGAUAGAUUUGUUAGGUUUUUCGUAUGUCUUUUCGAAUCAUAAGGAUGAAAACUUUUUUCAUUUUGAUGAAUAAAUCUGCAAACUUUUUUUGUUUUGUUUUAUAUACUGAUGAAAUGGUAUAUUCAUUUGCCGUGAGUUUAUUGCUUCUUGGUUGUAGUUUCUGAUAAAUUAGUGUUCUUUACUACAGUUUAUGCUAUUGUUUGAUUGAUCUAUGUGUCCUAGCAGACUUGAAGUGGAACAUUUUUUUUUCUAGAAUUUCUUAUCACU
Molecule: messenger RNA, 1044 nt
Organism: Brassica oleracea var. oleracea
Lineage: Eukaryota; Viridiplantae; Streptophyta; Magnoliopsida; Brassicales; Brassicaceae
Product: mitochondrial import inner membrane translocase subunit TIM23-2-like
Exons: 1
Coding region: 162-728 (188 amino acids)
Biological process (GO): protein import into mitochondrial matrix
Cellular component (GO): mitochondrial inner membrane; TIM23 mitochondrial import inner membrane translocase complex
Molecular function (GO): transmembrane protein transporter activity
Source: RefSeq, a predicted model, not a curated record